Messenger RNA from Arachis ipaensis, 1553 nucleotides. Lineage: Eukaryota; Viridiplantae; Streptophyta; Magnoliopsida; Fabales; Fabaceae. The record is from RefSeq and is a predicted model, not a curated record.
UUUGCAUUAGUGUGUUAAGUAACUGAGAUCAAUCAAUACAAUUCAUAAUACCUCAUACAUACACGCUCUCUUCUCUAUUCUCUCUCUGUCUGAUCUGUUAUCAUUUAUGUAAUUCUACACUUCUAUUUAUUUUUAGCUUUUACUUGUGUAGAGCGCACCUAUAAGCUCAAUUUGGCGCAACAAUGGAACCUAUUUCCGAGCAAAGCCAUGCUUCUCUCUUAUCAAAGCUUCUCCUCUCAAAACUCUCACACAUCAUGUGGUCUUGUACCCUCUUUUUUGUUGCAUCUUCUGAACUGUUUCUAAUCCUCCAAAAACUGGAACCCAAGCUCCAUUUUCUGCCUCUAUGUUUUCUACUUAUCUGUUUCCUAUUGAAGUGGCUUCUCUCAAGGCCUUCUCCCGUUUACAUUGUUGACUUCUCAUGCCUUAAACCUCCUAACCAUUGCAGAGUGCCAUUUGCGGCAUUCAUUGAGAACGCUUCACAGUUUAAACUCUUUGAACCAAAAAGCUUAACUUUCAUGGCCAAAGCCCUCCAAGCUUCUGGACAAAGCGAAAAUACUUACCUUCCCUCUCCAUUACACUUCAUCCCUCCAAAAACAGACCAGAACGAAGCCAUUAGAGAGGUUCACAAGCUUCUCUUCCCCAUCAUUGACGACCUCUUCGCAAAAACCAAUGUUUCACCAAUUGACAUAGACAUACUCAUAGUUAACUGCAGCUGCUUUUGUCCCUCUCCUUCUCUGUCCUCCAUUGUCAUCAACAAGUACUCCAUGAGAAGCGACAUCAAGAGCUUCCACAUCUCUGGUUCGGGUUGCAGUGCAAGUGCACUCGGCAUAGACAUGGCUCAGAGACUUCUGAGAGUACACAAGAACUCAACCGCCAUGGUUCUAAGCACAGAGAUUCUGUCAACAGGUUGGUAUACCGGCAACGAGAUACCCAAGUUGAUCCUCAACUGCAUCUUCCGGAUGGGAAGCGCAGCCAUUCUUCUCUCCAACAAGAAUCAGUUAAAGAAAAAUGCAAAAUACAGGGUUCUUAGGACACUAAGAACCCAAAGCGCCUUCCUAGACGACGGUUAUCUUUCUGCUAUAUUGGAAGAAGAUUCCGUCGGAAAACGCGGAUUUAGCGUAAGGAAGAACGUGCUUCACGUGGCUCGAGAAGCCCUUCGCAAAGGGAUUUACGUUCCGAAUUUCAUGAGCGUGAUACAACAUAUUUGCUUGCCUUGUACGGGCAUGAGCGUUAUAAGGGAAACGGGAAAAGCGCUGAGGCUUUCUGAAAGAGAUAUUGAACCUGCAUUGGCCACAAUGCACAGGUUCGGGAACCAGUCUUCUUCGUCGUUGUGGUAUGAACUUGCGUACCUGGAAGCCAAACAAAGGGUUAAAAAAGGUGACACUGUUUGGUUGCUUGGUAUGGGGAGUGGUCCCAAGUGCACUACCGUGCUUCUCAAGUCUGUUACGCUUCUAUCUGGUGAACCCAAGAAUGGUCCAUGGGCAGAUUGUACUCUUCAUUACCGUCCUGGCGAGAAUGUCAAAAUAAUCCACCAUCUCGACGAACAAAUCUGA